GCCUCUAUCAUUCUCUAUGGUGCUGGUCGCAGCUCCUGUGCCUGUGUGAGCUUGCCGGAAAAUAUGCUGUUGCCACUCCUUGAGAUAAUUAUGGGAAGUCUUUUUGCUUGUCAGUCCUGCGGUUGAUCAAAUGCAGCCUACAAAACGUUUUUGACACCGUAGGGACAUGAUCAGCCGACACUGAAAAGGAAGGAACUGGAGGAAAAGUUCCCGUACCGGAAACACAAGACAACAGGCACUGCAGAAUCAAACUGAAGGAUCACAAACAGGAUUGUCUGGGAUAUCUGGAUGGUUAUAUUCCUAGAACCCUGCCUCCAUUCUAGAAUCCUGCCUCAUUCUAGAACCCUCCCACUCCCAUGCUGUACUGCAGGUGAACCCCACCCAGGACCCAGAGGAUGAGACGUAUCAAGGCCCUCGUCGUCAUGGCCUUCCUGUGCAGCCUCUGCCUCAUCUUCUUGUACUCCUCACUCAACCUCCAUCUGGCCCACAGACACAGAGCUCUACUGGAAGUCUCAGCCAACCCCAGGUCCGAGAUCAGCUUUGAAACACUGUCCGCCAAGCCGGUCCCAACUUACCCCAGACUGACCCUUACCAAGGACAGUACAAAAAGUGUCCCUAUUCAGGUCACUGUUACACCUACUCCUGAUCUCCACCAAGCUGCUGUCUUUGCCGCCCUCAAGAAGGCUAUACCUCAGAACACAGCCUAUUGGAACCGUGUUUUCUACUCUGGCAUCAGACGACUGGACAAGGGGGGAAACUCAACAAGACCGGAGGGACUGGACUGGUCCCAUUGCCGACACGACACCGAGCAGCUGCGGACAAACAUUCAUGACUUUACUUCCUAUCCAGAACUCCACCAGGACUUCCUGCUUGGGAUGGAGUGUAGAAACCCUCCUAUCCUGAUUGACCAACCAGAGAAGUGCACCUCGGAAGACGGAGAAACCUUCCUCCUCUUCGCCAUCAAGUCGACCCCGAGGAACUUUGAGCAGAGACAGGCGGUACGGGAGACGUGGGGGCGAGAAGCGCUGUAUGGAGGAGGGGUCAGAGUUCGUAUAGUGUUCCUGCUGGGAUCCUCGUCAUUGGACGAGCCCGACCUGAGCCAGCUACUGGUGCUUGAGGCGCAUCACCACGGCGACCUCCUCCAAUGGGACUUCCACGACUCGUUCUUCAACCUCACGCUAAAGGAGCAGGUGUUCUACAGGUGGGUCCUGAGCCGCUGUCCUAAAGUCUCCUUUGUCUUUAAAGGGGACGACGACGUCUUCGCCAACACUGAGGCCAUACUGGGCUACCUGCAGUCCCUGGAGCCUAACAAGAACUCAACGCUCUACCUGGGCCAGAUCAUCUCCACUGCUAGUCCCCUCCGCGACUCUAAGAGCAAGUACUACAUCCCCCCGACCUUCUAUGACGGGCCUUACCCUGCGUACGCCGGAGGAGGAGGUUACCUCUUCUCGGGGUCGUUGAUCAGACCGCUUUACAGCGUCUCCAAGUUCCUCCCUUUCUACCCCAUCGACGACGUCUACUCUGGGAUGUGCUUCAACGCACUGGGAAUACUUCCAGAGGCACACGAUGGCUUCCAGACGUUUGACAUUCGCGAGCAGGACCGGGAGAACCCGUGCGUCCAUAAGGAACUGCUGCUGGUGCACCGGCGGAGCCCGCGGCAGAUCAUUAGACUGUGGCGGAGCAUACACAACCCCGUGCUCAUAUGUUGACCCCCCCAUGUUGAGGGCUAGGGUCUCACUGAGCCUCGGUGGUAGAUGUUGACCCCUCACCACUGACACAGGGUCAGAUAUUAAAUAACCAGUUUCCUCAAUUCAUAUGCUGAACUAUGGUUGCAUGUUUUUUGGGAAUGUUCAAUAAAUUCCCAAGUUUUCCAGAAAUCCUGGUUGGAGGGUCCCUGGAUUGCCUGCAUAUUCCUUCCUGAUUGCGGGAAUCUGCCAACCGGGAUUCGGGAAAACCAGGGAAUUUUGUGAAAUUUUGCAACCAGAUUUGUUUUUGUUUGUUGCAGCUGACCACACAAGCCUUGUUCAUAUGCUGAAUGGCCUGAUUGAGACAUAUCUUUCCACCCCCUAAUGGUUAAGAUCUGAUCUGAGGGCCACCUCUUUCCACCCCCUAAUGGUUAAGAUCUGAUCUGAGGGCCACCUCUUUCCACCCCCUAAUGGUUAAGAUCUGAUCUGAGGACCACCUCUUUCCACCCCCUAAUGGUUAAGAUCUGAUCUGAGGGCCACCUCUUUCCACCCCCUAAUGGUUAAGAUCUGAUCUGAGGGCCACCUCUUUCCACCCCCUAAUGGUUAAGAUCUGAUCUGAGGACCACCUCUUUCCACCCCCUAAUGGUUAAGAUCUGAUCUGAGGGCCACCUCUUUCCACCCCCUAAUGGUUAAGAUCUGAUCUGAGGGCCACCUCUACCUUUUUAGCUUCACUCACUCAGGGAUGGUUUCCACGACAACGGUGUCAAAAAAAUCCAGUAACUUUCCCAGAAAUCCUGGUUGGAGGACUCCCCUUUAUUCACUCCUUGUUUUUAGGAAGUGUGUUUUCUUCUUGAAAACCAGGCGAUUUUUUUUUUUCAACCCGAGGCACGACUCUGUCCGAUCAACGAUGUACUGGAACUGUUUCUACAGGUGUACUGGAUUACCAGGUAAAGGUUUAUAUGUAAAUAUGUUGGGCAAUGCUUCAGGUGUUUUUUUUUUUUUGUUGUUGUUUUUUUAAACUGAACUCACAAGAUUAUUAUAAAAGGUUUUCCAUUCAAGUACCAGUUGACAUCUUUUAUUGGUGAGUUUUGUGUCUGCAUACUGUUCUAGAUCGUUUAUCCCCAACACAAGUCCUCGAGUAACUUCACCAGCACACCUGAUUCAACUAAUCAUCAAGCCCUCAAUCAGGGCAGUACGUUUGGGACGUCAACAUAAAUAUGCUGUUGGGGGGGGGACACUGUUCUAAAUUACAUCCAGGAUGUGUUUUACUGCCUGAGGACAAUAAAAUGUUGUAUACUUUAUUGUAAAUUAUUUAAAUGUUUUAUUUCUGAGUGGGGAGGUGGAUAAAAAAAAAAAGUCUGACAUUACGUAAAGAUGUAGUUAUAUGUAACAGAUCGGUUUGAUAUUCUCCUCAGGGGACUAAGGACUGUACUUUUCAUUAUUCAGAAAAUGUAAUAAAAUACUGUGAAACUCAUUGUUCCUUUCAAAACAACUAGGGCGAAUGUCAGUGACCUACAAUUAAUUUUUUAAAAGUGAAAUGAUUGUCUAAAAAUAUGACUUGAGCGUGAAAAAAUAAAUCUUGCAGUCAUUUAAUUUGAAACUUUUCGUUGUGUGUUAUGGGAAGGCGAUUAUUUAACUAGAAUGUAAUAAACUGAGCACUGUGUUAAGCAACAGAGCAUGUACGUAUGAGAUCAGCUCUGAAAAUCUACUUUGAUAACAGUGGGAUGGAUGUGAGUUGGAAUGGAACAGAGCAGUGUCAGGUUAGCUGUGGACUUGUAGGUCCAGACUGUACUAUUCUCAUGAAAAAUAUGUAUGAACGUUGCAGCGAUAAAAAAAAAACAGGAUCGUAAACUACCAAUUGGGGAGGAAAAAGGGUGGUUAAAAUUCACAAGACCGUUUCAAAUUAAAUCACAAUGCCAGAUGGAGGGUCAUGGUUGGUUUUGCACUGUGGUGUAUAUUAUAACACCAACAAGUAGUCUCAACAGUUCAUUAUGGCUUUGUGUGCCAUCUGUCCCCGUCCCAACUGAUCAGUCAGCUGCUUUCUAGAUGUUUAUUCAGUAACCUGGACACAUUUUUGGGAGUAUAGUCAAACUUUUAUUAAACUCAAACACCUCAGCCAUAGACCCCGAUACCAAACAGCUAGAAAACUAUGCAUACGAAACGAGUGGGAGGCUACAGUAUUGCCGAAUAAACGUUCUCUGUAAAAGAGGAAAUUGGCUAAGAGUUCUAGGUAUGCAUGACAACACCACUGGUGUGGGUAGAUUAAGUCAUGUUCAGUCCUAUUUCCCCCAGCCUGCAUCACUCAGGUAUGAAUAACCAGUGAGGAAAAAAUGGAUUUAUAUGCCUUUUGCUCAUUGGGUAGACUCAUGCACUGAUAAAUGACUAA
Molecule: messenger RNA, 4071 nt
Organism: Oncorhynchus kisutch (coho salmon)
Lineage: Eukaryota; Metazoa; Chordata; Actinopteri; Salmoniformes; Salmonidae
Gene: b3gnt2l
Product: UDP-GlcNAc:betaGal beta-1,3-N-acetylglucosaminyltransferase 2, like
Exons: 2
Coding region: 396-1709 (437 amino acids)
Biological process (GO): protein O-linked glycosylation; poly-N-acetyllactosamine biosynthetic process
Cellular component (GO): Golgi membrane
Molecular function (GO): protein N-acetylglucosaminyltransferase activity
Source: RefSeq, a predicted model, not a curated record